Acanthosepion pharaonis is the source of this 1239-nucleotide messenger RNA. Lineage: Eukaryota; Metazoa; Mollusca; Cephalopoda; Sepiida; Sepiidae. The record is from the annotation of a GenBank genome assembly.
AUGUGUCUCCCAGCGAUAAAAUGCCUGUAUCUACCACGCCCCCGUCUGUUCAAUAUCUAUCUAUCUAUCUAUCUAUCUCAGUCUGUUCAAUGUUUAUCUAUCUAUCUAUCUAUCUAUCUAUCUAUCUAUCUAUCUAUCUAUCUAUCUCAGUCUGUUCAAAAUCUAUUAUCUAUCUAUCUAUCUAUCUGUCUGUCUGUCUGUCUGUCUGUCUGUCUCAGUCAGUUCAAUGUUUAUCUUAGUCUGUUCAAUAUCUAUCUAUCUAUCUAUCUAUCUAUCUAUCUAUCUAUCUCAAUCUAUUCAUAUUUAUUUAGUCGGUUCAUGUCUAUCUAUUCUAUUUAUUUCUAUUUUCAUAUCUCUCUCUGUCUCUGUCUGUCUGUCUGUCUCUCUCUCUCUAUCUCUUUCUAUCUCGGACUCUUUAAAUUCAAGACUUCUAUGUCUCUGUCUGUCUGUCUGUCUCCCUCUCUCUCUCUCUCUCUUUCUGCCGACCUUAGAAAUUGUAUUUGUCUCCUAAUAUGCCUUUCGUAUUCUGUUCAUAUCCAUCUAUCUUUUUUCAUAUCUAUCUAUCUAUCUAUCUAUCUAUCGAUCGAUCUAUUUCAUCGCUACCGUCGUACAUGUGUCUUCCAUUUAUUUAUUUUUUUAUUUUUCAGUAUCUCUCAUCUUUUCUUUUUUAUCUUCUCUCUCUCUCUCUCUCUGUCACACGCAUUCUAUUUCUGUCUCUUUUCCUCUCAUCUUCUUUGUUUUCUAAUGCAUCUCCAUCGCAGUUCCCCCCACACACUCUCUCGCUCUCUUUCUUUCUUUUUCUGUCUCUCAUUAUCUUUUUUACCUUUCGAUGUCCCACCUUUUCCCUCAAUAUCCUUAGCCGACAUCAUCAUCAUCAUCAUCAUCCGAUUUUUCACUCUCUUGUUCGACUUAUCCCAGUUCCUCUCAUUUUUACUCUGUGUUGGUUUUUGUUUCUUUCUUUCUCCUCAUCUCUUAGUUCCUCUCUCUGGCCUCAGCUCUCUAUUUCUCUCUCUUUCUCUAAUCUCUCUUUUCUCUGAUCUCUCUCCCACUCUCUCUCUCUCUCUUUCUCUCUCUCUCUCUCUCUCUCUUACUCAUUUUCACAUUUUUGUGCCUCCUUCCAUCCAUUUAUUUAACCUUUUUUUCUUUUUUUUUAUUUCAAAAGCAAAAGACGUUUUUAGAGUUCCUUCUGAUUUUACUAAUCUGUGUCCCCCAUACAUCAAUCAUUUUGGGUUGUUGUGA